CAUGUUGGUGUUGGGCAGUUGCUUUCUUCAUAGCUUGCCUGGUUUUUGGUCACAUAGUGGACAAUAUAUAAAUAAACCUCAUUUCUUUUUUUCUUUCUAGGCACAAAGUAAUAAUCAACACAAACAACAACACAACAAUCAUAAACUAUUCAAUUUAGACUUUCUUCCCCUUUUUUUGCUAUUUAGUUUUUUCUCCACUAAUUUCAAUUCAAUUUUUUAUCUUUUGUUAAUUCUGUUUCCACCCCCCCACCACCUCCUCAACCUUCUCUCUCCUCUCUCUCUCUCUCUCUCUCUGGUUCUUGAACCAGAUUGAAACCCAUUUUUGAGUCCGGAAGAAACCCUCUCUCUCUCUCUCUCUCUCUCUCUCUCUCUCUCUCUCUCUCUAUCUAUGUAUGUGAGAGAAAGUAAAACACAGUAGUUGCUUCUUAGGUCUGACCCACUUUUUUUUCUGUUUCUUGAUCUGCUGCUUCUCUGUCUGAAAAUUAAAAAAGGGUUUGUCUGAAUUUUAUCUUUGUGUGUGGUUAAUGGUAUAUACAUACACAUAUACUUACACACCGUGGACUUGGGUUUUUUCUUUUGAAGAUUUCGUUUCUUUUUUUUUUUUGCAUCUAAGGAAGAUCUCUGAAGAACUUGUAAGAGCUUCUGUUCUUUACUACAGACUUUUUUCUUGCAGUUAAAUCAACACCACAAGCAUCCCGAUAAAUUAUUCAAGAAAAUCCCUACUCGAGACUUUCGAAGGGUUUUUUUUUCAAAUGUCGUUCCGAAGUAUAGCAAGAGAUAUACGAGACAGUUUCGGUAGCUUAUCACGUAGGAGUAGUUUCGACGUGAGGGUGCAAGGCCACAAUCACCACAGGGGAAAAUCGCACGGCUCUUUCCACGAAUUAAACGAUCAUCAGCCAAUCAUAAUCCAGAAUAGCCAAUGGGCUAAUCUCCCACCCGAGCUGCUCUUCGAUGUAAUAAAAAGAUUGGAAGAGAGCGAAAACACUUGGCCGGCUCGUAAACACGUUGUUGCAUGUGCCGCCGUUUGCCGGUCGUGGAGGAGCAUGUGUAAAGAGAUUGUCAAGAAUCCCGAAAUUUGCGGGAAAAUCACCUUUCCGGUUUCUUUGAAGCAGCCAGGGUCUCGUGAUGGAACGAUUCAAUGCUUCAUUAAAAGGGAUAAGUCUAAUUUGACGUACCAUCUAUUUUUGUGCCUUAGUCCUGCAUUGCUAGUUGAGAAUGGGAAAUUCCUACUCUCAGCAAAAAGGACUCGGAGAACUACUUGUACGGAGUACGUUAUCUCGAUGGAUGCAGACAACAUUUCCCGAUCCAGUAGCACUUACAUCGGAAAACUAAGAUCAAAUUUUCUUGGUACAAAGUUUAUAAUAUACGACACGCAGCCACCACACGCUUGCUCCGCGCAAAUUGCACCGCCGCCUGGCAAAACGAGCCGAAGAUUCUAUUCCAAGAAAGUGUCCCCCAAAGUACCCAACGGCAGCUACAACAUAGCCCAAAUCGCAUACGAAUUAAACGUGCUCGGCACGCGGGGCCCGCGCAGAAUGCACUGCCUAAUGCACUCAAUCCCCGCAUCCUCACUGGACCCCGGUGGGGUGGUCCCUGGACAACCGGAGCUCCUCCCGAGGAAUCUUGAAGAUUCAUUCCGUAGCAUCUCCUUCUCGAAAUCACUCGAAUUCAGCAGCGCCCGAUUCGCCGACGACAUCGCCCAAUCGUCCAGUGAGGACAGUAAUAAAUCGAGGCCGUUGGUUUUGAAGAACAAGGCGCCGCGCUGGCACGAGCAGCUGCAGUGCUGGUGCUUGAAUUUUCGAGGGAGGGUUACCGUUGCUUCGGUUAAGAAUUUUCAACUGAUUGCCGCAUCCGCCGCCGCCACGCAGGCGGCAGCAGCGACCGGUGGUGGUGGUGGUGGGCCGCCGCCGCCUCCGGCAGCGGGUGGGUCACAACCGACAACUGGAUCAGAUCACGAUAAAAUUAUUCUGCAAUUCGGCAAGGUUGGUAAGGAUAUGUUUACGAUGGAUUAUCGGUACCCUUUGUCGGCUUUCCAGGCGUUUGCUAUUUGCUUGAGCAGCUUCGACACUAAAUUGGCUUGUGAAUAAGAGAGAAACAAAAAAAAGAAAAGAAAAAAAAGAUAUUAUUAUAUGCUUGUUGACUGAAGAAGUUCAUAAAAGAAACAGGUAUUUAAUUUGAUGGAUGUAGUUCAAAAUUAUUGUAUAUUUUUCCAUCCUUGGAAAAAAAAAACAAUUGGUGUAAUUUUGAAUUUUUUUUUGUUCUCUCUAAAUUUAAAUUGUUCUUGUUUCAUCUUUAAUUGCUACAGGCUUUGA
Molecule: messenger RNA, 2312 nt
Organism: Erythranthe guttata (spotted monkey flower)
Lineage: Eukaryota; Viridiplantae; Streptophyta; Magnoliopsida; Lamiales; Phrymaceae
Product: tubby-like F-box protein 8
Molecular function (GO): protein binding
Source: RefSeq, a predicted model, not a curated record